Messenger RNA from Acanthopagrus latus (yellowfin seabream), 3634 nucleotides. It is a transcript of the gene cs, whose product is annotated as citrate synthase. The transcript has 11 exons. Gene Ontology annotation, cellular component: mitochondrial matrix. Bases 128 to 1537 code for a protein of 469 amino acids. The record is from RefSeq and is a predicted model, not a curated record. Gene Ontology annotation, biological process: tricarboxylic acid cycle; carbohydrate metabolic process; citrate metabolic process. NCBI's taxonomy places the organism in Eukaryota, Metazoa, Chordata, Actinopteri, Spariformes, Sparidae.
GCGGGCCAGAAUCCCUCUUCAACCUUCUGCUUUCUGGAGGGGCACCUUCAACCAACUCCGCGGUGCACGGGCAGCGGCUUCCUUAGUUGUAAAGAAUAAGUGAAAAUAACACUUUUACACAGACACAAUGUCCUUCCUCUCCGUCAGCAGGCUAGCGCCUAAACUGCUCAAUUCAAAGAACGCCUCCUACUUCCUCGUGGCAGCAAGAAAUGCCAGCGCAUCAACAACAAAUCUGAAGGAUGUUCUGUCAGACCUCAUCCCUAAAGAACAGACCAGGAUCAAGAACUUUAAACAACAGUACGGCAAAACCAACAUAGGACAAGUUACUGUUGACAUGGUCUAUGGAGGCAUGAGGGGGAUGAAGGGCCUGGUGUAUGAAACCUCUGUUCUGGAUCCCGAUGAGGGCAUCCGUUUCAGGGGCUACAGUAUUCCAGAGUGCCAGCAGCUGCUGCCUAAAGCUCCAGGAGGUGACGAGCCGCUGCCUGAAGGCCUCUUCUGGCUGCUGGUCACAGGACAGGUGCCCACUGAGGAGCAGGUGAACUGGGUUUCCAAAGAGUGGGCGAAGAGAGCAGCGCUUCCCUCCCACGUCGUCACCAUGCUGGAUAACUUCCCCACAAACCUGCACCCCAUGUCUCAGUUCAGCGCCGCCAUCACCGCUCUGAACAGCGAGAGCAGCUUUGCACGGGCUUAUUCUGAGGGCGUCCACAAGUCCAAGUACUGGGAGUUUGUCUAUGAAGACUCCAUGGACUUGAUCGCUAAGCUGCCCUGCAUCGCUGCCAAGAUCUACCGCAACCUGUACCGUGAAGGCAGCAGCAUCGGAGCCAUCGACUCCAACCUGGACUGGUCCCACAACUUCACCAACAUGCUGGGUUACGGAGACGCCCAGUUCACCGAGCUAAUGAGGCUCUACCUCACCAUCCACAGCGAUCACGAAGGAGGAAACGUCAGCGCCCACACCAGCCACUUGGUGGGCAGCGCUCUGUCUGACCCCUACCUGUCCUUCAGCGCCGCCAUGAAUGGUCUGGCUGGUCCUCUGCACGGCCUGGCCAAUCAGGAGGUGCUGGUGUGGCUGACGGCCCUGCAGAAGGAGUUGGGUGGAGAAGUGUCUGAUGAGAAGAUGAGGGAUUACAUCUGGAACACACUGAAGUCUGGAAGGGUUGUGCCCGGUUAUGGCCACGCCGUCCUGAGGAAGACCGACCCACGUUACACCUGCCAGCGUGAGUUUGCCCUGAAGCACCUGCCCAACGACCCCAUGUUCAAGUUGGUCGCCCAGCUCUACAAGAUUGUGCCCAACGUGCUGCUGGAGCAGGGUAAGGCCAAGAACCCCUGGCCCAAUGUCGACGCCCACAGCGGAGUGCUGCUGCAGUACUAUGGAAUGACCGAGAUGAAUUACUACACUGUGCUGUUCGGUGUGUCCCGAGCCCUCGGCGUGCUGGCUCAGCUGGUGUGGAGUCGAGCUCUGGGCUUCCCGUUGGAGCGCCCCAAGUCCAUGAGCACGGAUGGACUGAUGACACUGGUGGGAGCCAAGUCGGGCUGAAGAACCACCUGAAAGGAGCUGUGUGUGUGUGUGGGGGGGGUGGGGUUAGUGUGAAGGGUGGGAGGAGGUGCAGAUAUCAAACCACAGACACAAGUUGACCCCCUUGUCAUUUCCAACCCGAGGAUUCAAUGGGAUUCAAAGAGACAGUACGCUUUUAAUGUCAUUUCACAAAAGAAGGGCCUUUUUUUUAAAAUCGUCAACCAUUUAGCGUUUGAGCGCGUUUAGUUAACCAAGUGACCAGUUCGUCUCCUGGUGUCUCCAUAUCUGGAGCGCCAGAGGUGAAAACGUCAGACACACAUACAUGUAACCAGUAGUCGGCUCAAACUAUGUUCCAGUAGACGUCUGCUAGCAUCGCUAAGAUUUCCCCCCCGUGCAGUGCCUGCGUGUUUGUCAUUGGGCACUGAGUCUGAACUAUGAAUAGGCAGUGGCAUUCAAAGGGAAUUGUGGGAGUGAAAUAAACUUCCUUUUGUAUUUGUUGAAACAUCUAAAAGUUACACCAACCUUUUUCUUGCUGCUUUUGGCUGAUGCAGUGAUUUUUUUUUUGUUUUAGAGGUUAUCCCCCCAAAAAACAAAACUACCUGUCGUGUUUUUUUGUUUUGUUUAGUUUUUUCCCCCAAUCAAGACUCUAAACUUAGUUUCUUCUAUGCAAAUGUUGCCAGAUGACAUCCCACCCAGUUUCACUCCCAUUUAUUGAACACUCCAGUUUAGAAAAAAUAAUAAUUAAAAACAAAAGGUCCUCAAGAGAUAAAUUAACAAAACACAACAUUUUAAAAAGAUGAAUAUCAGUUAAAAGAUACUGCCCCUUUAAAUCUUUGGUCUCCCCUCUUUUUUUUCUCUCUCUCUCUCUCCAAUUUGUAUUUUUUUUUUCUGUUUUAACGAUGACCUGUAUUUCCUCCCUAUGAUCAAAAUAAGUCUCGUCGAUAUACAAAUUAUGUUCCUUCCUGUUGUGUAUGGGUCUCCCUGCUCUACGGGCUCCUCUGAAGGGUAGAUAAAUCACGAAUAAUGUACAGUAACAGUAAAUAUUUGAGCAGAGGGUGUUGUAAUCGGCAGCCUGACGUCGAUCCUUAAGAGCAAGCUUGAAUUUAAAAAAAAAAAACCGUGGGAUAGGGGGGCUUUGUAGUAGUUAAAGUCCCUCUUAUCUGAGUGUGUGUUUGUUACUUUAUCCCCACAGGAGAGCGCUUUGAACAUCAAUUACUCCAAAAAUGAGCACUUGCUUGAUUGGAAACCCUAAUUUAGUAGUAGUUAGAAGAAAAAAAAACCUCCCCAGGUUGAUUGUGUCCCCUUUUUACUUUUUUUUUUUUUCUUGGUGUUGAAUAUGUAUAAAAAUUAUAAUCUUUUGGGGGUUCUCAUUUUGUGGUUUUUAUUUAUACUUUGUGUACAUAGGUAUAUAUAUGUAUAGCUUGAAUGUAUGAGCUCUGUGCGAUCACUUGCUUGUAAUAACCACAAUGAUUACCGUAGUUUACCAACCAACCGUGUCGAAGUGUCCAGAUUUGCCGUAAACGUUCAGUCGCACUGGGUCACUGUGAAAUCCUGACAACGAACAAAAAAACAAAAACAAAACAAAAAUAAGGAAUAAAACCUGCAGCUAUCUUGUACAUACAUGAUUUCUCGCCUGAAUGUGGGCUUAGCCGGUGCUGUUUUCAGGUGUUUCACUUGAAUGUUUCAAGCUUGCUCUUAAGCUCUGGGUUUGUCAACACUCCAUUUUUGUGUAGUUUAAAAAAUAGAAUAAAGCUCUCGCGUCUUUUUUUUUUUUUCCCCCGCCGUGUUUGUCAGUAGCUCACUCAGCGCUGCGCCGCUUUAACACCUUCCCUUUUUUUAGUUUGUGUUUUGAUCGUAGUCUUCUUCCACGUGGUGGUUUUCACAGGAGACGUGGUUAUUUUGAUCGUAGAGGAGCAAUGAGGGUUGUACAUGAUGACUGGGAGAUGGAUUCAUCAGAGAACCGCUUGACGAGGAGGAGGAGGGUGAUGAUGAUGAUGAUGAUGAUGAUGAUGAUGGGGCUGGAUGGGUCACAAGGGCAAGAAAAGCUUUGAAGAGUGAAUAUUGGAAAAAAAAACCUAACAAAAAAUGAAAAACAAUAAAGGUUUUUAUUAACACUUC